Molecule: messenger RNA, 1137 nt
Organism: Drosophila obscura
Lineage: Eukaryota; Metazoa; Arthropoda; Insecta; Diptera; Drosophilidae
Product: BTB/POZ domain-containing protein 9-like
Exons: 1
Coding region: 1-1137 (378 amino acids)
Biological process (GO): adult locomotory behavior; circadian behavior; modulation of chemical synaptic transmission
Molecular function (GO): protein binding
Source: RefSeq, a predicted model, not a curated record
AUGACCUCCAAAUCGAACUCUGGCAAGAAACAGUGCUGCCCCAAGGCGGUUCACAUCGAGGACAUCCAUUUGGGCGAUAGCUUCAAGGAGGAUAUGGGUCGCCGCUGUCUGAGCGAGGUUUAUGCCGAUGUUUGGUUCUUGGUCGAGGAUCAGCGACUGCCUGCCCACUGUGUGAUUUUGGCUACACGAAGUGAGUUCUUUCGCGUACUUCUCUACGGCUCCAUGACGAAGGAUCGCCAGAUAAGACUGCAUGUGCCAUUGGCGCCUUUCAAAGUGAUUUUGUCAUAUAUUUAUACGGGCACACUUUCCAUUAACACACUGCCCUUGGCUGCCAUUGUCAAUGUGUUGGCUGUGGCCCAUCUAUAUGACUUGGAGGAAGUAGAAGUGGCCCUGAACAAACGUCUCGAACAGAGUCUGCACCUCAACAAUGUGUUCAUGGUGCUGGAUGCAGCGCGCUACAACAAUCUGGCAGAUUUAGCCGAAGAAUGCUUUCAGUUCAUUGACCGAAAGGCGUGCGAAUUAGUCCGAGAGGAAUCCUUCCAACUGGUGUCCAAAGCAACGCUGGCGGAAGUGCUGAGCCGCGACACCUUCGUUGCCCCUGAGGAUGACAUUUUUUUUUUGGUAUGCGAAUGGAGUCGCCACCAUCCGGAAGAGAACAUUCACUCGCUAUUUAAGUUGGCAGGACUGCCACUCACGAGGAAAGAAGAUGUCUAUGUGGAGCGUCCGUCGGGCGGCUACGUAGAACCGGAAAAAAUCUCAGAAUAUGUGCUCUGCCGUGCCACGUUAUGGCCAGAGAAGGAUGUGGCCUAUGAUAGAUAUUUCUUGCGGCGUAUCCAUGACAUGCACAAUGACGUAUUGAUUGAUCUGCGGCACUGUUACAGGAUAAAUUGUAUACGACUUAUGGAACGUCAAAAAUCUCAGGAGAUCUGCUACGAUGUGCAGAUUUCUUGCGAUCGGAAUCGUUGGCAUCGUGUGGGCAGGAUAAUGCCAGUUGGCAAGCCAUUGCCCGAGGGCUGGAUGAAUAUCUACUUUGCGGAACGACCUGUGCGCUAUAUACGGAUUGUCAAUCCAGAAACGGAACGCAAAGAUUUGUUAAAUUAUUUCGAGCUGCAAGCCAAGCACACGACAAAGAUUUAA